Manis pentadactyla (Chinese pangolin) is the source of this 1859-nucleotide messenger RNA. It is a transcript of the gene RNF167, whose product is annotated as ring finger protein 167. Gene Ontology annotation, molecular function: ubiquitin protein ligase activity; zinc ion binding. The record is from RefSeq and is a predicted model, not a curated record. Lineage: Eukaryota; Metazoa; Chordata; Mammalia; Pholidota; Manidae. Gene Ontology annotation, biological process: ubiquitin-dependent protein catabolic process; positive regulation of DNA-templated transcription; protein ubiquitination. Gene Ontology annotation, cellular component: nucleoplasm; cytoplasm. The transcript is spliced from 10 exons. The coding region runs from base 615 to 1655 and encodes 346 amino acids.
AGGCGCUGUUUUUACCGAAUUGGAUUCGCAGGAAAAUAGUUUGAAGAUCUCGCGAGAUCGAGAGAACUAGGAGAGCCAGAUUUAGAGCUUUCGCGAUAGAUAACAGCAACAUUUCAGCUGGUUGGGGGGAAAUGGGGGUAUGUGACUAUCGCGAGACCUGAAGGUACCGCGCCGCCGCUGCCAGGAAGAAGAAAGAACCGGAAGUCCUUCAUCUUGAGCGUUUAAUGCUGGAAGAGGCCUGACUUUCUUUACCGGAAACCCUUUUCCAUGGACUAGGAAGACAGCCCACCUGGCCGGAAGUCCCACCCCCUUCAGCUCCCCCCCCCCUUACAGAAGUUUUUCUGUCACCUGUGUUUGCCUUUCUGUCACCUUUCCCCGUUUUAUCCCUGUAACAGAAAAGGGCACAUUUAGUGUCUCCCUCCUACCUCCACUAACGGGGUGGCUAUAUCACUCCCCUAAAUGGGGUGCCUUCCCCGCGCCCCCAUGUAGUUGGGAAGUGAGACCUGGGGGUGGUCGGACCCCUGGGAUCCUGAAGGAGGGGCAGAGAGGGCGCAGAACACCUCUUCUGCUCCUGCUACGAGGACGUGGCUCCUCAGCUUCUCCCUCCCGCUGCCAUGCACCCUGCGGCCUUCCCGCUUCCUGUGGUGGUGGCCGCUGUGCUGUGGGGAGUGGCCCCUAUCCAGGGGCUUAUUCGAGCGACCUCGGACCACAAUGCCAGCAUGGACUUUGCAGACCUCCCAGCACUCUUUGGGGCUGCCUUGAGCCAGGAGGGACUUCAGGGCUUCCUUGUGGAGGCUCACCCAGCCAAUGCCUGUAGCCCCAUUGUCCCACCACCCCCAGCCCUGGUCAACGGGUCAGUCUUUAUUGCACUGCUUCGAAGAUUCGACUGCAACUUUGACCUCAAGGUCCUCAAUGCUCAGAAGGCUGGGUAUAGUGCAGCUGUGGUACACAAUGUGAAUUCCAAUGAACUUCUCAACAUGGUGUGGAACAGUGAGGAAAUCCAGCAGCAGAUCUGGAUCCCGUCUGUGUUUAUUGGGGAGACAAGCUCCGAGUACCUGCGUGCCCUCUUUGUCUACGAGAAGGGGGCUCGGGUGCUUCUGGUCCCAGACAGUAGCUUCCCCUUGGGCUAUUACCUCAUCCCUUUCACAGGGAUUGUGGGACUGCUGGUUUUGGCCAUGGGAACAGUGAUGAUAGUUCGUUGUAUCCAGCACCGGAAACGACUCCAACGGAAUCGACUGACCAAAGAGCAACUGAAACAGAUCCCUACACAUGACUAUCAGAAGGGAGACCAGUAUGAUGUCUGUGCCAUCUGCCUGGAUGAAUAUGAAGAUGGAGACAAGCUGAGGGUACUCCCCUGUGCUCAUGCCUAUCACAGCCGCUGUGUGGACCCCUGGCUCACUCAGACCCGGAAGACCUGCCCCAUCUGCAAGCAGCCCGUUCAUCGGGGUCCUGGGGAUGAGGAGGAAGAAACACAGGGGCAAGAGGGUGAUGAGGAAGGGGGACCAAGGGACCACCCUGCCUCAGAGCGGACCCCACUUUUGGGCUCCAGACCCACAUUUUCCACUUCCUUUGGCUCCCUUGCCCCAGCUCCCAUGUUUCCUGGGUCUUCAACAGAGCCCUCACCCUCUCCUCCUUCAGCUGCCAUCCUGGUCUGACACUCCCCAUACACCCCCUACCCACAUACCUCUGAUGACCUACUGCAUAGCACCUUUCUCCCUUCAGUCUUCUAUGCUGAGGGUAAGGGGACAUUUCUGCCCUAGGUUUCUCCUUUACCCAAUCCCAUUCUUUUGAGGGGACUAGAGGUGUAAAGGGACUGGGUCUUCACUUACUGGGUUAAUAAAAUCGAUUUUGUGGACUAA